Messenger RNA from Knipowitschia caucasica, 1125 nucleotides. Lineage: Eukaryota; Metazoa; Chordata; Actinopteri; Gobiiformes; Gobiidae. The record is from the annotation of a GenBank genome assembly.
AUGACACAACAUCCAGACCUUUCCUCUUUUCCUCUCUCUCACAGACGCCGCGCUCCUGAACGAGCCGCGCACAUCCGAGGGCACAGGGGGGGGGACCGAGGCCGGAGGGGGGGGUGGAUUGAUGAGGGGCGGAUCGUGUUGGGGUCCGCGAGGUGGAGAGGGGAGGGGAGGCGGGAGGUUGUUGGGGUGUCGUGCCUCUCUGGAGCGGCGCUCCAUAUCGUCUCUCCGUCGGGGCUCUCGUGUGUCGACCGUAUCCUCUAUGUCGUCUUGUGCGGGGGGUGCGCGUGCGCGUCCCGGGUAGGUCUACUGGUCCGUGGGGUGGGUUUGCGUCUAGGGGGUGGAGGACGGUUGGGGGGGGGAGGGGGGGGGGUGUCGGCCGCACUCGGCGCUAGCGCGUUUGGGGUGUGGCGCGGAGGGGAUCGCGUUGCCCGCCGCGCUGCGCUCUGGCUCUCUUGCGCCUUAGUCCCCGGGGUUGAUAUCUUCGGUUCGCUCGGCGCGCUGUACCAGCUGCUUUGUGUGUUGGAGCUUUUCGCCGGGCUUUUCCGCGACGCGUUUUCGGCCCACCUUCGGCGUAGUUUGUUGUUGGUUGGACCAUUCCGCUUGACUCUCUGGGGGCCCCGCUCGAUCCUCCGCGCUCGCUCGCUUUUGUCAUCUCUGUGUGGCUUUCCGUCUCGCUUCGUUUCUCCCCUCUGUUGGUCCGUCGACACGGAGCCGCCCGCGCGUGUGUUAACACAAUCGCGUAGGCAGAUCCCUGCCGACGCAUACAGGGGGGUUGUGGUCUCUCACGGGUCGGGGGGGCAGGCGUGCCACGUCGGUAGCCUCUCGGCCCGCAGGUGUGACGCGCUACUCGUGGCGCAUCUGGUCGUAGCGUCUCUCCGCCUUGGUCGUCGCUAUUUCCCGCGGGAUUGGCCUCGCGGUAUUAUCGUCUUUCUAGUCGUGGCUCGGGCCCGCCUGAGACGGGGGUUCGUCUCCCAGUCGGCCUUUUGCGGCGUGCCGGAGUUGCACGGGUCGUUGACGGUGGUGAUUUGGGGGUUCCGUCUGCGGGCCCGGCGGGCCGAUGGAUACGGUAAAGGGCAGCGCCGUGGGGGGGCAGGGGGAGACGGAGUGGCUCAGGGAGGGAGAUAA